Pecten maximus is the source of this 4674-nucleotide messenger RNA. RefSeq names its product myotrophin-like. NCBI's taxonomy places the organism in Eukaryota, Metazoa, Mollusca, Bivalvia, Pectinida, Pectinidae. The coding region runs from base 91 to 471 and encodes 126 amino acids. Gene Ontology annotation, biological process: positive regulation of transcription by RNA polymerase II. The transcript is spliced from 4 exons. Gene Ontology annotation, molecular function: protein binding; transcription cis-regulatory region binding. Gene Ontology annotation, cellular component: nucleus. The record is from RefSeq and is a predicted model, not a curated record.
AGGUUUUAGGGUGAGAUUACUUCCGGUCUCGUAUAGUGGGAUAAAAGUUAGGGGAAAGUAAGCUAUAGCUCAAUACUGGUGCAAAGUACCAUGUCUGAACUACGAGAUCUUCAAUGGGUUGUACAAAAUGGUGACAUUUCGUCCGUCAAAGCCCAUUUGGAAAAGGGUGUUAAUGUAAAUGAAGUUGUGAAGAAAAGAACUCUCCUACAUAUGGCUGCAGACUAUGGACAGAUCGAAGUCCUAAAGCUUCUACUGAAAAGUGGUGCAGAAGUAAAUGCAACAGAUAGCUAUGACAUGACUCCUUUGUUGGCAGCAAUAUUUGAGAACCACUUAGAAUGUGUGAAAGUACUAAUAAAUUCGGGUGCAUCUCUAGAAGGCACAACACCAGACGGACAAUCCUACUAUGACGUCGCAUCAGAAGAAAUGAAGAAAGUAUUAAUAGAAGGAAGAACUGCACAGGAAAAAAGAUAACUAUUUUUAUUGAAAAUGGAAGAAUGGUGUCGAAUAAAUAGUGCUGUCUGGAUGGAAACAUUUGGUAUUCGAUAGAAAUGAGUGACUUUAAUCUGCAGUGUAAAGGAUUGUGAUCAUGCAUAGCUUCAGUUGACUUACAAUCAUUUUAUACAAGUAUUUUUUUUCUCAUUCGUUAUUUUAUAAUAUAUACACACUAUAAUCUUUGAUUGUUAUUUAAUUUUACUCUAGUUCUAUCAUUUGUGAAGCCAUCCUAUGAAAUAUUGUCAUUCAGAAGCAGUUUUUUUUCAUAUGAUUAUUGAUAUUUUAUCCAAUAUUUUCAGAAUAUUCAAUGUAUUUCCUAAAGACACUUCUAAUAUUAACUUCAUUGUAAAAUUUUGUCCUGUUUUUCACCAAGUGAAUGCAGCGAUAGUCAUUAUAACUUGUAAAUGAUGUGAAUACCAGUAGAUGGGACAAGGGAUGCAUAUAUACAUGGCUAUGAUGAACAUUGGCUCCUAGUUGGUGACGUAGUAUUUAUGUUACCUGCAAGAUAGUUUUUUAUGCAGAUUCUUUUAGGGGAGAUUUGGAUACUGAAAAUAACCGAAUUCUAGCGCUUUUCUUAUUAUAGCACUUUUCAUGCUGGGAGCGUUGUACUAAAUUACGAUUGCCCCAAUUAUCUUAAUGUACUAUUUAACAGUCAAGGUUAAUAGGUACACAGUUAUCAUUUUGUUCAAUAUAAUUUUAGUGCUUGGUCUUGGUCUUUGCGGAAUCAUUAUUUUCAAAUAAGCCCUCCUAAAACUUUGAUACUUAACUUUCACACCAGGGGAGGGGAUUUAUUUCAGGAUGAAAAUGGUAUGUUAUAUGGUUUAGGACUUAAAAACGAUCUGUUACAUGUCAUUGUCCACCUUAAGGUAACGGUGAUAAACGUUACAAUCUUCAGUGACUUGGCAAAAGUAUUCAAUCACAUGAUAUUUUUACAAUACAUGUACACUUCAUUCAUUUUGACAAUUUUUGAAUGAUUUUUUUUUCUUUGUUUUUCAAUGGAUUUUAUUGAAAUUUCACUUCACAAAACUAUUUAGAAGUUAAUGUGGGUGCACAAAUCUUUAUGGCGUAAAUCUGUUGGUAAUACGCAAAAAUUAUUUUGUGCUAAAUUUGUCUUAUUUACGGUAAUACUCAACAUAUUUAUCUAAAAAUGUGUAAUCCUCCAAGCUCGGCAAACUUUAAGGAGGGUAUUGAAAUGUGCUCCAUCUGUCCUUCAAUAUGCAUUUAUCAUCAGUAUCUGAGUAGUAAAAAUUCUAAGAAUGAUAAGGAUGUGCAUCAAUGAUGCAAUUCAGAUUGGUCUAUGGAAAACAUGACGGAAACUCUUUAUUUGGCUCUUCAGUAAAUUAGAUAAAUAUCUCGUUAAAAGGUUUGGUAUUCUGGGUACCUACAUCUGCCGAAUUGCAUGACAUUCAAUCAGAAAGGUUUUCACUGUCAAAAACAUCAAUGAAGAAUUGCCAUAUAUACAUGUACAUUUUUGUACGAGAUAUAUAGGGUGCUGAUUCAAACUAUGAAUUGAUCCUGAAUUGAUUGAAAUUUAAUAAUUGACCAAUUCUAUUUCAUUAAUAAUUUGAGUUAUGGAUACUGCUUUUAAAUGUUUUAAACAAAUUCCGUCAAUUUGAAUUGUUUAUUCAUGUUAAUUAACUUACAAUAUCACAGUAAAAAUAAAAUGUUAUAAACAUGUUAUUGAAAUGGAGUAAUGUUAUAUUUGAUAGAAUGUUAGCCCUAUUUUACGUACCACAAGAAAUAAGUGUACAAUAACUUAUUCUUUUCAUACAUUGUUUAGAUGCUCAGAGUAUAGAAAGAUCUGGAAGGUUUUGAUGAACACUAGAUAUUCAGCUAUGUAUCAUAGGCAACCGACUUCAGUUGUAAAGUGAGACUUUCAAAAGACUAAGUUGUAAGUGAAACUUUCAAAAGACUUAUUGAUAAGUUGUAAUGUGAAACUUUCAAAUGAUUUUUUUUUUAAUUAAUUGUAAAGUGAGACAAAUGACAAGUUUUAAAGUGAGACUUAGGAAUGACUUGUGGAUCAUUAGGUACAGCUAGUAAACAUUUUAUCAGAAGUCUUUAAUAUAUGUAAUAUGAUAUUGUCAGUGGAUCAAGUUUGUAAAUUGCAGUUUGACAAAACUUAUACUUAAACCUAUGCAUGUAUGCCCAUCAUUGAUCAUGUACCUUGUUUUAUUUCAAAAUUGACAUUUACUUUAUUAGUAUUUAACAUAAUUUCUGACAUUUUUUUGUGUAUGAAAGGAAGGAAAUAUAAUUGAAGAUUUUUGGUAUUUGUCCGGUAUAGUAUACUGAUGAUAAAUUAAAAGGUAUUUAUCUGGUAUAGUAUACUGAUGAUAAAUAGAAGAUAUUUAUCUGGCAUGGCAUACUGAUGAUAAAUCAAAAAGUAUUUAUCUGACAUGGCAUACUGAUAAAUCAAAAAGUAUUUAUCUGACAUGGCAUACUGAUGAUAAAUUAAAAGAUAUUUAUCUGACAUGGCAUACUGAUGAUAAAUCCUGUUUUGAAUUUGUUUUCCCCUAAUCCUAUAUACAGAUACAAUAAUUAUUGUACAUGAAUUUAAGUGAAAUCAGGGGUAAUAUAAGGGACCAAAUCUGAUAUUGUUAUGGAAACUGACCUUCAGAGAAAACUAAAAUGGAGUUACAGCAGGCAGUUGUGGAAUUUAUAACGGGACAUAUGGGAUGUAAACCAUGAGACCAUGUUGUAAAGUAAAUUUUGACAAUUAUUUUGAAGUGUCUCGUACAGCCAAGGACCAAUACAUAUUAGUUUAGAAGCAAUAUAUCCCAUUGAUUUAAAUCAGGAUGAUUGAAAUAAUAAAGGAUCAAAACAUUGAUGAUCAGAGGGCUAUUUCUAAUGCAUGAUAACCUGUUGUACGUACUGAAGUAUCUAGACUGGUGUAUAUUAUCGUGAACACACUUUGAUGAUGUAUACAAACCUUGGUGCUAUAAUAUAUGUAAACAUUACACAGGCAUAUUGUACUCCGGAAAUUUACUCUACGGACUGAGAAUAGUUAACUCUUUAAAAUGUAGUACCGUUAUAUUGAACAGGUGUGCAUAUAAAUGAUAUAGAUUUAACACACUGACCCAAAUAUCAGACAAUAACAAAAAUAACAAUCCGACCAAAAUAUCAGACAAUAACAAAAAUAACAAUCCAACCAAAAUAUCAGACAAUAACAAAAAUAACAAUCCGACCCAAAUAUCAGACAACAAAACAGUACAAAAAACAAACUUCAACACUGAUGGACGGCCCUAAGUAGAACAUCUAUACAGAAGUUACAUUCACAUAAACACUUGUUGGGUUUUUACGAUGGUAAUCCUAACUACAGAAGAUUUAUUAACACUAAAUGUAUCUGAAAGUAUUUACCUUGUUUUGAAUAACCAAGCUCUUCUUAACAGUAUGUCAAGUCUUUGGGAUUUUUACCUAAUUCAGAUAUCUGUAUUUAAAUAGAGAUAUCUUAGUUUUGAAUAAAGAUAUCUCUAUUUUCAAUUCAUAUAUCACUAUUUAUUCAAUAAUUAGAGACGUCUGUAUUUAAAAUAGAUAUCAAGAUAUCUCUAAUUAAAAUAAAGAUAUCUGAAUUAUAUUGGUAAAAUCUCGACUUGCUUUUAUUUAGGACAAAGACGUGGAUAGAGAUAAAUAAGUAACUAGAUAUCUAAACUCAAGUUAUUCAAAUAUAUGUUUAUUUAAUUGGCUUGUUUUCAACAAGAUGAAAUUAUUUACUCUGGAAUUUAACAAUGUAUUAAAAUGGUUAUCAUGACCAUUAAAUUUUCUUUUUCUUAUCAAAUUAAAACAGUGUUGAUUUCCAAAUAUACAGCUUUGUACAGAUUAAUCAUAAUUUGUUAGGAAGUGAGGAAGAAAAAUAUGUUGAUUAAUUGACUAUCAUUGACUGGUGAUAUUGCUAUUGUUUAGGUUUUUUUGCAUGCAUACUUUGUGACGAUAAAAAUAGUCACUUAUUGGUUUUCUUUUCAUGUGAAAUAAUUUUAAAAACUUGUCACAAAUUAUGUAGUAAUAUUAAUCGAUGAAAAUAAUUAGUCUGGAGAAUUUCGGUGAUAUGAUACAGUGUAGUUACAGCAGAUGAUUAGCAAUGCUUUUCUGUUCCUGGUGUUUAUUACCAGGGUAAGUCAGUAUGGAACAUGUGUUCAACGCUUGGUACAUUGUAAAUGCAAACAUUUAUAAUAAAUGUUAUUUAUAAGA